Thyridium curvatum is the source of this 2202-nucleotide messenger RNA. RefSeq lists its product as uncharacterized. The record is from RefSeq and is a predicted model, not a curated record. Gene Ontology annotation, molecular function: magnesium ion transmembrane transporter activity. Lineage: Eukaryota; Fungi; Ascomycota; Sordariomycetes; Thyridiales; Thyridiaceae. The transcript has a single exon. Gene Ontology annotation, cellular component: plasma membrane. Gene Ontology annotation, biological process: magnesium ion transmembrane transport; intracellular magnesium ion homeostasis. The coding region runs from base 1 to 2202 and encodes 733 amino acids.
AUGUCAUCCUCCUUCCAAUUCACCAGCAGCAGGCUGCAGACUGUGCAAGGCGGUGACAGCGCUGGGGACGACGACGAAGACGAUCAUUUCGAUGAGGAUGCUCCCUUGCUCUCGAGCUCCGGACGGCUGAAGGGAGAUAGCGCAUUUGCCACCGGUGGCUAUGGAUCCAGUGAGCACCGGAGGAGCAGGCCACAGAGCCAGCGAGACUCGAGCCGGUCCAGCAGCCGGAGGAAGCAUCUCAGACCCUUCUUCCCCCAAAGCGAGAGCUACAAUGUGAACUACCCCCCUUCUGUGCCCGGCAGCCCGCCAAUGCGGCCCACCGAGAGAAGCGGGCUGAACUUUGGCGAUGCUCUGCUCAGGGACGAGAUCGCUCCCGAGGGCUCGCCCCGCAGGCUCGACUCUCGCGGCGAUCUGGGAGAGUCGGACCACUCUCCGCACAUCUCGCCCAUUCAGAGGCGGCAUACCAUUGCCCUGCAGGCGGAGGAAGAUGUGUGCUUCCCCCAGGAAGGCCUAUCGGAGUUGGGCGACGACGAGGCCAAUGUCCGCGACGGUGCUGUCUAUCGCGGCGGCCGCGGAAGACGGCGUCGCGGUAGGUGGCCCGAUCUCGGAAUUCUGGACGAGUGGAGCAGGCUUGAAAAGGAAGGCAGGAGCGACGAGCGGCGCGCCAAGAAGAUUACGGAACCGCAGCUGAUCAACGGCCGACUCAGGCCGGUGCACAAGGGGUGGUACCGUGCCGAAGAGGACGCCCCCUACCGCUUCACCUACUUCAACGAGGAGUUUCAGAGCACGAUCCAUAGCCAGACCAUAUCCGAGCUGGUGCAGCCGGGAGGCAGCUUUAAGGAACUGUUUCUCCCCGACCCGCCAAUCUUGUCGGAUUCGUCUGAUGACGAGGAGGAGGAGCUCGGCCCCGAUGCCGCUUUACAUUAUCGCAGCAUAGACAGCCUGAGGAAUGGCGAGACCAAGGUGCCGACCCGUCAGUCCUCUCUGCUCGGUCAGUUACACCACAACUCCGAAACUCUGAAGGAGGGCCACAUGUCACCGACCAAAGAAGGGGAGACUUCCAAGACGUCGCAAAAGACAUCUGGCACCGCUACGCCAGGCUCGGUCAAAUCUCCCGCGACGGAGAAGGCCACCCUCCACGAGCAACCCGAGAAACCCGAGAAGCCGACCCGAUAUGGUGAGCGACCGGUCUGGUGGCUAGAUGUCCUGAGUCCCACAGAGGCGGAGAUGAAGGUCCUCUCCAAGGCGUUUGGCAUCCACCCUCUCACCGCCGAGGAUAUCAUGAUGCAGGAAGCGCGAGAGAAGGUCGAGCUUUUCAGGCACUACUACCUGGUCAACUACCGGUCUUUUGACCAGGACCAGAGCAGCGAGAACUUUCUGGAGCCGGUCAAUGUCUACGUCGUGGUCUUCCGCGAAGGCGUCAUCAGCUUUCACUUCUCCAUGACGCCGCACCCGGCCAAUGUGCGGCGCCGCGUGCGCCAGCUGCGCGACUACAUGAUCCUGUCGGCGGACUGGAUCUCGUACGCCAUCAUCGACGACAUCACCGACGUGUUUGUGCCGCUGAUACAGAACAUCGAAGAGGAGGUCGACGACAUCGACGACGCCAUCCUCCGCCUGCACUCGUCCUCGGACCCGGCGUCGUCGGACCACAACAAGAAGGACAGCGAGAAGCGCUCCGACGGCGCGGGCGAGUCGUCGUCGGCCCCCGAGUCGGGCGCCGACAUGCUCCGGCGCGUGGGCGACUGCCGCAAGAAGGUCAUGAUGCUGUACCGGCUGCUCGGCAACAAGGCCGACGUGAUCAAGGGCUUCGCCAAGCGCUGCAACGAGCACUGGGAGGUGGCGCCCCGGUCCGAGAUCGGCCUCUACCUCGGCGACAUCCAGGACCACAUCGUCACCAUGACGGCCAACCUGUCGCACUACGAGAAGAUCCUGGCCCGCUCCCACGGCAACUACCUCGCCCAGAUCAACAUCCGCAUGAACGAGCGCCAGGAGCAGACGGCCGACGUGCUCGGCCGCCUCACCGUCCUGGGCACCAUCGUCCUGCCCAUGAACAUCAUCACCGGCCUCUGGGGCAUGAACGUCUGGGUCCCCGGCCAGGAGUGGGAGGGCGACCUCAAGUGGUUCUGGGCCAUCACGGCCGGCCUGCUGUGCUUUGGGCUCGCGUGCUACGCCAUCGCCAAGAGGGUGUACAAGAUUGUCUAA